Parnassius apollo (apollo) is the source of this 483-nucleotide messenger RNA. Lineage: Eukaryota; Metazoa; Arthropoda; Insecta; Lepidoptera; Papilionidae. The record is from the annotation of a GenBank genome assembly.
AUGGAGGCGAUUGCUACUAUCGACUUUGAUCGAUACGCACCCGUAGUCGUGUACCCCCCCCCGAUAACGAGAAUGAGAGGAGAGCGUUCACUGGGCAUGUGGGUUGAGUGUGACCCGUAUAUCACUAAACACAUUACAGGGGCACACGCUGCACAACCUUGUACUGUGAUGAUGAUCGGGACGCCAGCGAUUACAACUCAGUCAUUGUUCACUGAGAUAAUCGAGCCGAGAAGACUUUACAUCCUGUUCUCUCGCAUGGACAGCAGCAACUCGGACAUGACCGCCAUCAAGGUGACUGACAUACAAUACCCCGAUCCGAUAUCACUGGACUCUAUCAUAUCGGCCGCAAAAAACUAUCUAGUAUACCCAGCUUUGUCGGCCGUGCUGGGAUUCAUCACGGGCGGGCCGACCGGCGCGGUGGUGGCAGGGGCAAGCCAUGUCAUCAGUAAGGCCUGGUUCCGACUCAACACCUGGAUGUGGUGA